Messenger RNA from Humulus lupulus (European hop), 561 nucleotides. RefSeq lists its product as uncharacterized. The record is from RefSeq and is a predicted model, not a curated record. Bases 1 to 561 code for a protein of 186 amino acids. NCBI's taxonomy places the organism in Eukaryota, Viridiplantae, Streptophyta, Magnoliopsida, Rosales, Cannabaceae. The transcript is spliced from 2 exons.
AUGGCCUAUGAUUUUGAGCCAGUCUAUGAAUGCUUUAGGAAACAAUCUCUACCUAACUUUGAAGGGAAAGCCCACCCUAUGGUGGUAGAAGAUUGGUUGAAGUCAGUAGAGGCUAUCAUUGACCAUAUGGAGCUGAAUGACCAUCAGAUAGUUUCAUGUGCAGCUCACGUACUUAAAGUGGAUGCAAGGAUAUGGUGGGAUGUGGUAAAGCAAACCCGUGACCUACACACUAUGACCUGGGCAGACUUUGUGCAAGCGUUUAGCAAAAAGUAUUACAAUGCAGCCGUACUGGCAACAAGGGUUGAUGAAUUUGUGACCUUGGUUCAGGGAAGACUUUCUCUCACUGCAUAUGCUCAUAAAUUUGAUAGGUUGGCACGGUUUGCACCUAAGAUAGUGUUGAAAUUGGUUAAAUACAUGGUGGAAAUGUUUAUGCACGAAGAGAUAGUACCAACUGAGGCUAUGCAAUUCCAAAGGUUUGUGAAAGGACUAAAGCCCACGAUUGUGAGGGAUGUGAAGAUGAACAAUGCUGAGGUGGUUAGUUACGCUGAGAUUUUGGAAUAA